This is a messenger RNA of Pundamilia nyererei, 4660 nucleotides long. RefSeq names its product peroxisome proliferator-activated receptor gamma, coactivator 1 alpha (gene ppargc1a). Lineage: Eukaryota; Metazoa; Chordata; Actinopteri; Cichliformes; Cichlidae. Gene Ontology annotation, cellular component: nucleus. The transcript is spliced from 13 exons. The coding region runs from base 434 to 4261 and encodes 1275 amino acids. The record is from RefSeq and is a predicted model, not a curated record. Gene Ontology annotation, biological process: positive regulation of transcription by RNA polymerase II. Gene Ontology annotation, molecular function: transcription factor binding; RNA binding.
UAAAAUCCGGCUUCUUUCAUCUCUCUAGCCCUCUGGACUUUUUUUUCUCCCCUCUGGAACGAUGGACAACACUGGCACGAUGAUCUCCACAUAAGUCUGCACUCUCUCCCUCUCUCCCUCUCUCUCUCUCUCUCUCUCCUCCUCUUCCUCCUCCUCUGUUGCCGGUGCUGUUCGUGGCUUAGUGCGCGUCUGGACACGGUUGAGGAUGCGAGGGAUAUACGACACGGGAAUAUAUGACAAGUGGAGGGAAUGUGCGGAAUCUCCCUUUUCAGCCCAGUUAAAGAUGUAGUUGUUGUAACGCGUGCACGGGCUCGGGACCAUUGCUCUCCACGUAGGAUCCCUGUUUAGUCGGAGCAAGUGCUUGCAAGCUGGCGGAUAUCUUUCCAACCGCGGACUGUACGCGCUCCGGUGCCGAGAAGGUUUUCGUGCCGAAAUGACUGAAAUGUCUCAAAGUCAGUGUGCUGCCUUGGUUGGUGAAGACCAGCCCCUCUGCCCAGACUUACCUGAACUUGACCUCUCAGAGCUGGAUGUCAGUGACUUAGACGCAGACAGUUUCCUGGGCGGCCUCAAAUGGUACAGUGACCAAUCAGAGAUCAUUUCUGCUCAGUAUGGGAACGAAGCGUCCAAUCUUUUUGAGAAGAUAGAUGAAGAAAAUGAGGCCAACUUGCUGGCAGUGCUUACAGAGACCCUGGACAGCAUCCCGGUGGAUGAGGACGGAUUGCCUUCGUUUGAGGCCCUGGCAGAUGGGGACGUGACCAAUGCCAGUGACCAGAGCUGUCCCUCCUCUCCCGACGGCUCACCGCGCACCCCAGAGCCCGAGGAGCCUUCCCUGCUGAAGAAACUCCUUCUGGCACCCGCAAACUCCCAGCUCAGCUAUAAUCAAUACACAGGUGGCAAGGCACAGAACCAUGCAGCCAGCAGCAACCACCGGAUCAGACCACCACCUGCCGUCGUCAAGACGGAGAGCCCCUGGAACGGCAAAGCAAGAGGGGGCUCCAGCCAACAGAACCGCCCGGUGAGGCGGCCCUGCACCGAGCUGCUGAAAUACCUAACCGCCACCGAUGACAUCCUCCUCCACGCCAAAGCCAGCGAAGCCAAGAGCGCCUGGGGGGGUGCUAGUAGCAGGGACAAGAGUGGCAUGGGUCUCGGUGCCUCUUCUUCCUCCUCUUCACCGUCCUCGUCAUCCACUUCCUCGUUCUCCUCCCUCUCCUCCACCUCUUCCUCCUCUUCCUCUACCACCUCCAAGAAGAAGCCGGCUGUGCCGUCUCAUCAACAGCAGCAGCAGCAGCCGCCACAGCAGCAUCACCAGCGAGGUGAGAGCCGGGCUGGAGGCGAGUGUAGUAUGGCUGGUCUUGGGGCUGGGAAGUGGCAGCGUUGCGCUCACGAUGACGGGUUUGAGGAGUCGGAGGGUGCUACUAUCCCUGUUGGCCACAGAAGCUCCGCCUGCGGCCAUGCCCGCCCCAAACUGGAGCACGGGCCGCCCAGUGAAGAAGGAAGGCCGCCAGGCGAUGCGGGCCGCCUGGCCGCCGCUAGGUUUAUUAGGUAUAUGCACUCUUAUUCCCUCCCUCCCCGAGAGGCGAGUCACAGCUGUGAGCAUUGCCGAGAGGCUGCAGGCGCCACUCAGGCUAGUGAGGGCUUUGGCAGGCAAGGCCGUAGCAACAGUAACAGUGCCAGCCGUGCGCCACAUAGGCACAUCACAGUGACUAUAAAGAAAAGAGACGAGAAGCCGGGGCACCCGUUACUUAGCCAGCUGCUCACCUCCAAAAACAGGCCCGCUCAGUAUCACGCCCGUGUCCUCCCGCAUACUCCCAUUACCCCUUUACGGAGCAGUAAGAGCAAAUUAGCAGCGAGGUCUGAGAGUCCAGCCCGGGCUUUUUCUAAGGUUAAGGAGGAGAAGGAGCUCAGAGGGACCACUGAUGAUAGAAACAAGGGAGUAAAUCAAGCUGAGGAGCCUGAUUCAAGGCCCCUGUUGUCACCUCUCACCUUUGACCUAGAGAGCUGGGUUAACCAGCCAGAUCCAGGGCUAGACAUGGCCUUUGGACUAGAUCUGGGGUGGCCAAGCCAGGGGGGCUACAGGGAGGAUGUUAACCAUGAUGAUGAUGAUGAUGAUGAUAAUGAUGGUGUUGUUGUUGAUGGUGAUGAUGAUGAUGAUGACCAUGUCAUGGGCAGCCCCGCAGCGGUGCUCUCACAGGGCCCACCAAGCCCACUCCUCCCAGAUACUAGCAUUGCAGAGCCCACCCCUCCCUGCAUCAUACAAGGGCAAGGGCACCCACACAUGCAGGCACUCAGCGAGCACCCCGAUGACCAGGGCCACCCAUUGUUAGCCAAACCAACCACCUUGCCACUUCCUUUGACCCCAGAGUCUCCAAAUGACUACAAGGGAUCACCGUUUGAGAACAAAACCACUGAACGCACAUUAAGUGUGGAGAUUGCUGGAACCCCAGGUUUGACACCACCUACCACGCCCCCACACAAAGCCAGUCAAGAGAAUCCUUUCAAAGCAUCUCUCAAAACCAAGUUGUCUUCAUGUUCCUCCUCGGCCUUGGCAUGCAAAAGAGCCAGGCUGAGUGAGUUGGGCCCCGGCGCUCUGGCCCCGGCCCCAGGUGCCUCAGGCAGGGGCCCCACCAGGAAGGGUCCUGAACAGACUGAGCUUUACGCCCAACUGAGCAAAGCAACCACCACCCUCCCUUACUCCGUCACUCAACAAGCAGUGGGGGGCGGCCUUGAGGAGUAUCGCAGCACCGGCAACACUAAGCGGGCAACGCCCCGUAACUACAGCGACCAUGACUAUUGCCAGGCAACAGCUGGUAAUAAGAAGGAUGGGGGCUCAGCCACUGUUACCACAACCACAGCUGUGAAAAUGACAUUCACCUCAGGUGCCACUGAUGCUCCAGUGCCUGCUGAAGGCAAAGUGGAGAGCAGGCAUGUGGAAUUUAAGGAUUCAGCCAUGCCACCGUCAUCUUCAUCAUUUCCUCCAUCGUCAGCUUCACCUGGUUUUUUGGCUAAACAGCAGAAUUUUGGGUCUGUGGAUGGAGAGGCGGGCCAGGUUCGGGGGUUAGGGGAGCACGCCCUCAGACAAACCGCUCAGAUCCCCUCACAAGAGGCCACUAUUGACAGGGACCAACACAAUCUUUGCGCCACCAGCCGAAAGCUCCUGUGCGACCAGGAAAUCCGAGCAGAACUUAACAAGCACUUUGGCUACCCUUUGCAAGCCCUCUACAGCCCGGGUAGCCAGGAGAAAGAAUCAAGCAGCAAAACGAACAAUGCUACAGCUCCUCAGUCCCUCGAGGGGGGAGAGAAUGACUGCUACCCCCAGAGGCUGCCUGCCUCCAGCUACCUUCACCCGGGGUUUCUGGCCUUUCACGACGAACUAGAGCUGGACGAGAGCCGUGAAAGUCGAUUCCUCUUUCCAUGGGAGGGCACCCCUCUGGAUCUACUCUUUGACUGCGCCCCCUGCUCUCCCUCUUCUUCCCCACCAUCCAGCUGCUCCCCUUCACGAGGCUCUGUCUCUCCACCUUCCUCCCUGCUCCUGUCACCCAGCAGACCUUCCUGCUGGGCCGGCAGCGGGUCCCGCUCUCGUUCCCGUUCCCAGUCUGGGUCCCGCAGCUCCUCUUCACGAUACCGCAGGCGCUCUCUCUCCAGCUCACCCGACAGACGCCCGUCCUCUUGGUCUCGUCACAGCACAGAUUUGAAUGCUUUUCGUUCCAGGAAUCACAAGAGCCCCCACCCCCAGCCUCGAUCUCCUCUGAGCCGCAGGCCAAGGUAUGACAGCUACGAGGAGUACCAGCACGAGAGGCUGAAGAGGGAGGAGUACCGCCGGGACUACGAGAAGCAGGAGUUCGAGAGGGCCGAGCAGCGAGAGAGACAAAGGCAGAAAGCUAUUGAGGAGAGACGAGUGGUGUACGUGGGGCGACUGAGGUCCGACUGCACCCGGACGGAGCUGAAGCGCCGCUUCGAACUCUUCGGUGAAAUAGAGGAAUGCGCAGUGAAUUUGAGGGACGAUGGGGACAAUUUUGGCUUCAUCACGUACCGCUACACUUGUGACGCCUUUGCCGCCCUUGAGAAUGGACACACCUUACGCAGGUCAAACGAGCCCCAGUUCGAGCUGUGCUUCGGCGGACAAAAGCAGUUCUGCAAAUCACAUUACACAGACUUGGACUCCCAUUCAGACGACUUCGAUCCAGCCUCCACAAAAAGCAAGUACGACUCCAUGGAUUUUGACAGUUUGCUGAGGGAGGCCCAGCACAGCCUGAGAAGGUAACCUGUUCAGUGGCACCUGCUGUCUGUCACAAAGAGGGACUUCUGAUACCUCACGGUGGUUUCUCGCUCCUUUGAUGACGAGACUACCAGAAGUUUUACACUCUGUCAAAGAGUAUAUAAGAAUAAGUCUAUAGACCUAUAUCAAUAUAAAUGAAUAUAUCAAAAAUAAAGUUUACAUGAACAUAGCUGCUGAAGAGCUGGGAAGAGACAUUGCGUUCUGGGAAGCCAGUGAACCCUCAGAAUCUGCACGGGUUUGGUGCACUCUACUGCUGAAAGAAGAAAAAGAACGUUAUUUUUUCUUUCUUUCUUUUUUGUUUUUCUUUCUUUUUUUGUUUUUUUGUUGUUGUUGUUGUUGCUCCAAGCACUACAAUACCCACAAUUCUUUUGGGGUGAGGAAGUG